AUGGCCAAUUGUGCGCCGGCCAGUUGCAGGAUCGAGGCCAGCAGGCUGUUGCUGCUGCUUCUGCUCAUCCUGCAGUUCAUCGCGGCGACGCCAGCUGCCCGCAAUCCAAAUACAAACAACAACAACAACAACAACAACAACAUUUGGCGACGCGUUCGUCUGGUGACCAGCGUCAGCGCCAGUUCCACACAAGACCGGGAACGCAAUGCAUAUCAGCUGCUCAAGGCCAACAGCACAACAACCAGCACCACCACCACCACCACCACCAGCACCACUACGACGCCUGCGCCACGGCGUGCUGCCAAACAGCUGCUGCGUCGCGAGGAUCUCAAUGUGCCGGAGGGCAACAUUUCGAGCGCUGCGCGCCUGGAAAUGUCCACGGAGUUCUUUGUGGUGCCCACGCUCAGGCCAAGCACCAGUAGCAGCAGUAGCAUCCGCAAUGGCAGCAGUAGCAGCAGCACCACCACUGCAGCCACGCCCACGCGCAGUCAGGGCGCCCGUGCACGGGCUGCCAACACGCCGCGUGCCACACAGGGCGGCAGUGCCACACCGCCCAGCAUUGUGUCCACCACCCAGCUGCCAUUUGCGGGCCUCCGCAAGGAGGUUUGGGUGGUGCCGGUCCUGGUGCUGGCCAGCCUCACCAUGCUCAUGAUGGGCGCCUUUGAGAUCUUUGUGCUGUUCAAAGCCUGGCGCACCUCACCAUCGCGCCGCCAUCUGUUUCUGGGUCAAAUGCUGCUGCUGGGCUUGUUUGCCUGCGCCGGAUUGGGCGCCGUUAUCACGGCACAGCCCACGCUUCUCAGCUGUGGCGCCAUACGCUUUGGCGUGGGCGUGGCCUACGCAUUGGUAUUUGCUGCAUUGCUCGUCAAGUGCGUAUUCCUGAUCAGCCUCAAUGGCGGCGUCUAUUUGCCAGCACCGUACCAGGGCCUGUUGCUGCUCUUCGCGCUGCUCAUCCAGGUGGCCAUCGGUGCGCAGUGGCUGCUGACACAGCCACCAGAGAUUUACACGACCAGUGUGCCGGUGAUGGGCAGCGGUUUUCUAUCCACCACAGUUGCCUCACAGACAAACUACUCGGCGCUUUUCUACCCGACGUCCUACACAACGCUGGACGGCACGCCAGAGAUUUACACGAGAAUUGCGGCAGUGAGCACCGUUCUGAUACCGUUAUGCAAGACGCAAUUCUCGGAGCUGCUCUUCUCGCUGAUCUACAUUGUGUUCCUCAUUGUGUUCAUUGCGGUGCUGGCGAUUAAAUCGCGCGGCAUACGGGACAACUAUCGGGAGGCGACAUACAUUGGGUUGGCCAUCGGUGGCGCCAUACCCAUCUGGCUGGGCUGGAUGCUGUGCGGCUUGGCGGUCGCUGAGCGGCAUAAGGAUGCUUGUAUUGCAUUUGGAUUGGUGGCGACAUCGGCCACCGUUUUCCUGGUCAUGUUUAUGCCCAAGGGCAGGCAGUUGGCGGCCAUGGGUAAGGAGGGACUCUACGUUGAGGAUCGUGAGGAGCAGUUCAGUUCGCUGAGUCGUGCCGGUUCCGGCUAUUCGCCAUCCUUCUUUCACUUCAAGCCCAUCAAAUAUGGCGUCAUGAGCGGCUGUGGCUUGCCCAAUUCCGCAACGAAUACGGGCCAGGGACUCAGCUCCAAGCACUGCUCCAGUGCCAACAAUGGCGGAGCACAUUUGAGCGCGCACCCGUUCUGUUAUUACCCACCCGCACCACCACCACUACCACCACCGCCCGCACCGCCCACACAACUGGCCACACCGUUGACCCUCAAACAGCUGGGUAACUCGCUUACCUCCAUGACACAGGCGGCGCAGUUGGCCAAAACUCUGCGUUAUGCGCCAGGAAUGUUUAUACGACCAGAUGAAACGAAUCUUUAUACAACGCUGGAGCCGACAUUGAGCAGCAAUCCGAAUGUUUACUUCCAGCGCAGCGGCGCUGUACAUCCGGGCAUAUUGUACUGA
This is a messenger RNA of Drosophila novamexicana, 1953 nucleotides long. RefSeq lists its product as uncharacterized. Gene Ontology annotation, biological process: G protein-coupled glutamate receptor signaling pathway; regulation of synaptic transmission, glutamatergic. Gene Ontology annotation, cellular component: membrane. Gene Ontology annotation, molecular function: group II metabotropic glutamate receptor activity. NCBI's taxonomy places the organism in Eukaryota, Metazoa, Arthropoda, Insecta, Diptera, Drosophilidae. The record is from RefSeq and is a predicted model, not a curated record. Bases 1 to 1953 code for a protein of 650 amino acids. The transcript is spliced from 3 exons.